Molecule: messenger RNA, 603 nt
Organism: Symbiodinium necroappetens
Lineage: Eukaryota; Dinophyceae; Suessiales; Symbiodiniaceae
Source: the annotation of a GenBank genome assembly
AUGGGACUUUCGGAGGUGAAGCAGGAAGAUGGUGAGGAGGAGACCGUUGAGGUCUCCGUGGAGGCGGAGGUGGAAUGGGGGGAGGAUUGGGGCGUGGAAAACGCCAAGUGGCUGGAGGCCCCGGAGGAGAGCGACAGCCACAAGCCCUACGAGCCGGACCAUUGGCAGCGGGAUGAGGACGAGCACAAGUAUGGCUGGUGCGAGCAGAAGUAUGAGGACGACCAGAAGUAUGGGUACCACCAGCAGUACAACCGGGAGUAUGGGUACGACCAGAAGUAUGGGUACGACCAGAAGUAUGAGUACUCGUACAACAACAAGUACCACUACAACGAGAGUUACGGCCACAAGGUCAAAGGCGAGUAUGUGAAGGGCGGGUUUAAGGACACCAACGGGCAGUUCCACACGUAUGGUCAAGGCCGGGAUCGACCGCGGGCACGAGGCGGCUACCAGGCACAGAUGCAAAAAAAGCGACGUCUCGAGGAAGAGAAGAAGCAGAAGGAGGAGAUGGAAAGGGCCGCCGAGCGAAAAGAGCACUCGGCCCAGAUCAGCCAGGCUCUUUCGACAAUGAGUCGACUAGCUUCCGUGCUCGAACGGAAGCUUUGA